This is a messenger RNA of Oncorhynchus gorbuscha (pink salmon), 1580 nucleotides long. Its product is annotated as apoptosis-stimulating of p53 protein 2-like. Gene Ontology annotation, biological process: regulation of apoptotic process. Gene Ontology annotation, cellular component: nucleus. The record is from RefSeq and is a predicted model, not a curated record. Lineage: Eukaryota; Metazoa; Chordata; Actinopteri; Salmoniformes; Salmonidae. Gene Ontology annotation, molecular function: p53 binding.
UUAUUAUAUUCGCAGAACGCCUCACUGCUUCAGGGUUGGGUUGCCGACGUUUGUUAAUUCAACCGAUACCUUUCCUAGUGGGCAAGUACACUUCUAGAUACACAUCGUCUAAAAAUGACUCCACUGCACUGUGCGGCCUCCUGUAACAAUGUGCAGGUGUGUAAGUUCCUGGUGGAGUCCGGGGCUGCUGUGUUAGCCACCACCUACAGUGACAUGCAGACAGCGGCAGACAAGUGCGAGGUGAUGGAGGAGGGCUACGCACAGUGCUCCCUGUUCCUCUACGGUGUACGGGAGAAGAUGGGCAUCAUGAACCGUGGGGUGGUGUACGCCCUGUGGGACUACGACGCUGAGGACGAUGACGAGCUGGACUUCCUGGAAGGCGACUGCAUGACGGUGCUGCGGUGCAAGGACAAGGACGAAGAGUGGUGGUGGGGCCGCUGCGGAGGCCGAGAGGGCUACAUUCCAAGAAACCUGCUAGGGCUGUAUCUGAGGAUCAAGCCACGGCAGAGGAGCUUGGCUUAAAUUAUAUCAGCUCACGUUCCACCCUACUCGCUGAAAACUACUCCGACUCGAAGUUCACGAAGAAGUUACUUUUUGAAAGGCGAAUGAAGAACCUAAAAGUCCAGUGCUUACAUUUCACACUUCUGGUCUUUUGGAUGUUAAAGUCAAGCAUUCCACUUCAAGCUUUUGGACCUGUCUGUGAAAGACCCAUAUCAUGCUAAAGGGUUUUCAACCUAUGUAUGGAUAAUAUUCACAUGGUCAUGCUGUUUCCUUUUCACUGCAGGAAUGUAUACACCGCGCAACACCGCGCAACAUUUGUAAUGGAGACUUCUGAACAGUGUUUUUUUUUUUUUUGUAGACGUGUGAUUUUCUGAGCAGAAUCCAUUUUGUAAGGGUUUGUAACUGUGGCAGUUGGAAAUGUAAAGCUUUUUCUACGUCAUGGCAAGCUUAUAUCCACACAAGAUACAGUAUAUGAAAACUUUGGUUGUGUAUUUGAUUAUUUUCCUUUAUCUUCCGUUAUCACAAACAAUCUUGCUGUGGGUAUACAGUGCCUUCAGAAAGUAUUCAUACCACUUGACUUAUUCCACAUUUUGUGUUACAGCCUGAAUUCAAAAUGGAUUAAAUUGGUUUAUUUUCUCACCAAUCUACACACACUAGCCCAUAAUGACAAACUGAAAACAUGGUUUAGAAAUGUUUGCAAAUGGAUUGAAAAUGAAAUACAGAUAUCUAAUUAAUAAGUAUUCACACCCCUGAGUCAUUACAUGUUACAUUACAUGUCUUUCUGGAUUAAUCUCUCUCUAAGAGCUUUACACACCUGGGUUGUACAAUAUUUGCACAUUAUAAUUUUAAAAAAAUCUUCAAGCACUGUCAAGUUGGUUGAUCAUUGUUAGACAGCCAUUAUCAAUUCUUGCCAUAGAUUUUGAAUCCGAUUUAAGUCAACUGUUACUAGGCCACUCGGGGACAUUCAAUAUCAUCUUGGUAAGCAACCCCAGUGUAUAUUUGGCCUUGUAUUUUAGGUUAUUGUCAUGUUGAAAGGUGAAUUUGUCUCCCAGCAUCUGUUGGAAAGUAGACUCAACCAG